UCCACCUCCUCCUCAAUGGCAUGAAAAGGGCAGCGCGCCACUGGUCCCUGUCUGGCCCUCCGUCUCUCUGUCUCCCUGCGCGCUUUUGAUGGUGGAGGGGGUGUGGUAAAUGCAGUGUGCAGGGGGGAUAUUGCGCGAUGAGCUGGUUGGCGAAUAGCUGGAUACUACAUUAACCGGGAGAAAUGCGGUUGCUUCUCCUCUGCCUGGCCCUGGUCCCCUUGGCUGCCGCCUUUUAUGUCCCUGGCGUUGCCCCAAAGAGCUUUGAGGAUGGCGAGCGCGUCGACAUCAAGAGCGUCAAGAUGACGAGCAGCAAGCGGCCCAAGCUGCCUUACCCCUACUAUUUUUUGCCCUUUUGCCGCCCCACCAAGCUGCGCAACGCCCGUGAAAACCUGGGCGAGGUCCUGCGUGGUGAUCGCAUCACCAACACCCCAUACGAACUUUACAUGAACCAAAACGUGUCCUGCCGCCUCUUGUGCCGCGGGGAAAAUUACCUUGCCAAGUCCUAUUCCGAGGAGCAGAUUCAGCGCUUCCAGCGCUUCAUUCGCUCCGAGUACCGAGUCCACUGGAUCAUGGACAAUCUCCCCGUCGCCACCAAGGUCCACUUUGAUGGCUCGGAUCGCUACAUUCGCGGCUAUCCCGUAGGCUUUGUCGACAAGGUCAAGGGUGUGCACCUCUUCAACCAUGUUGUCAUUGUUGGCAAGAUUCACCCUAUUGAAGAAGACGGCGUCAUCAAGCACCGCAUCGUUGGUUUUGAAGUUCAAGCGCGCUCUGUAGAUGUGCAACGCUACAACGGCAACGUCGGUGAUGCCGAGGACAUGACCUGCCGAAUUCAGCCUCCCUCAGAGACCAAGGGUGGUCUUAUCCUCGACAGCAAAGCCAUGCAAGGUUCAGACACGAAGAAGCAGAUCAUCUGGUCGUACUCUGUCCAGUGGCAACCCAGCGACGUGGCAUGGGCCUCGCGCUGGGAUACCUACUUGAGCACCGAUGAUCCCGAAAUCCACUGGUUCUCCAUUAUCAACUCGCUCGUCACUGUUCUGUUCCUUUCUGGUAUCCUUGCCUUUAUCAUGGUGCGCACGCUGCGUCGCGAUAUUGCCAAGUACAACGAGGAGGACAAGGAAGAGGCGCUGGAGCAGACGGGCUGGAAGCUGGUGCACGGUGACGUUUUCCGGCCACCUCGCCACAGCCUCUGGCUCACAGUGCUGUAUGGCACUGGCGUUCAGCUGCUGUGCAUGGUGUCGAGCUCCAUCGCACUGGCCAUGUUUGGCAUGCUCAACCCCUCCAACCGUGGCUCGCUCAGCACGGCCACCAUCCUCCUCUUUUGUUUUUUUGGUGUCAUUGGCGGCUUUUAUGCCGGUCGCAUGUUCAAGACAUUCAAGGGUACCGCCUGGAAGGAAGCCGCCUUCCUGACCGGCAUCUCCCUGCCCUCCAUCAUUUUUGGCGUGGCCUUCCUCCUCAACUUCUUCAUCUGGGGCCAGCAGUCUUCGGGCGCCGUCCCCUUUACCACCAUGAUUGCGCUUGCUGCUCUGUGGUUUGGUAUCUCUCUGCCGCUCGUCUUUGUCGGCUUUUUCUUUGGCUUUCGCAAAGCGGCCUACGAGCACCCCUCGCACACCAAUCAGAUCCCACGUCAGGUGCCCGACCAAGUGUGGUACAUGAAUCCGAUUGCCAGCAUGAUGCUGGCCGGUAUCCUUCCUUUUGGUGCCGUCUUUAUCGAGCUCUUUUUCAUCUUUAACGUCAGUACCAAUGAUGCUGCCGUCACACCACUGCGCACGUGUUUGCGUGUAUUUCGAUGCAAUAUCUCACAUGCACCUGCCUCACCCCACUCUGAUGUGCGCCGCCGCCUUGCCACUGACCGGGCUUAUGUGCGCGACAUACCCCCACAGGCCAUCUGGGACAACCAGUUUUACUACCUCUUUGGCUUUUUGUUCCUCGUCUUUUUCAUCCUGCUUCUGUCAUGUGCCGAAAUUGCCAUUGUCAUGAGCUAUCUUCAGCUUUGCUCCGAGGACUAUCACUGGUGGUGGCGCUCCUUCAUCGUGUCGGGGGGUGCAGCCGUUUAUGUGUUUUUGUACAGUGUGUUUUACUUCCUGACCAAACUCAAGAUUGAUGACACGGUGUCCACCAUUCUUUACUUUGGCUAUAGCCUGAUUAUGGUGCUCGUCUUCUGGAUUGCCACCGGUACCAUCGGCUUUAGCGCCACUUACUGCAUGCCUCCAAAGGCAACGCCCACGCCUGUUGUUGAGCGCCUACUUCCUCGUCUCCCCCGCUUCUCUUUUUGUAUUUUCUCCUCUCUCUCUCUCUCUCUCUCUCUCUCUCUCUCUCUCUCUCUCUCUCUCUCUCUCUCUCUCUCUCUCUCUCUCUCUCUCUCUCUCUCUCUCAUCCCUCCUGCGAACUCUCUUGCUCUUGCUCCUUCUCACUACUCUCGUGUACAGAACGUGUGCGCAUGGUAG
Molecule: messenger RNA, 2444 nt
Organism: Monosiga brevicollis MX1
Lineage: Eukaryota; Choanoflagellata; Craspedida; Salpingoecidae
Exons: 12
Coding region: 183-2444 (753 amino acids)
Biological process (GO): protein localization to membrane
Cellular component (GO): membrane
Source: RefSeq, a predicted model, not a curated record